ACAAAAGUUUCAACGUUCCAAGAGGCGCGUUCCACGGGCGCCGAUUGGAGGAGCUCGGCGGAGCCGCGUGACCGCCAGCCAAUGGCAGGCCGCGCAGAGCCUGGUUGUAAUGUUUCGGACGGGGGACGGCGACUUCGCGGCAGCCUCGGCGGACGGAGCAGCGGCCAGACGCCCCCGGGCCACGGAAAGGAUGCUAGUGCGUUGCUAGAGCACUUCAACAAUGAGUGACGACGCGGAGAGAAAACCGUCUGGCUCCGUGGAAGAAGAGCGGAAUUACUGGAAGGAGCUGGCAGCAAAAUAUAAACAAUGCGCCGAGAGUGCCCAGGAGGAACUGCGGGAGUUCCAGGAAGGGAGCCGGGAAUACGAAGCCGAGCUGGAGAUGCAGCUGCAGCAGCUGGAGUCCCGGAACAGAGACCUCCUGUCCGAGAACAACCGGCUGCGGGUGGAGGUCGAGUCCGUUAAGGAGAAGAUCACGGCCCAGCACUCCGAGGGCUACCAGCAGAUCUCCACCCUGGAGGAAGAGCUGGGCCAGACGAGAGCCAUCAAGGACCAGCUGCAGAAGUACAUCCGGGAGCUGGAGCAAUCCAACGACGACCUGGAAAGGGCAAAGAGAGCCACGAUAAUGUCUUUAGAAGAUUUUGAGCAGCGGAUGAACCAGGCCAUUGAAAGAAAUGCGUUCCUAGAGAGCGAGCUGGACGAGAAGGAGAAUCUCUUGGAGUCGGUGCAGCGACUGAAAGAUGAAGCCAGAGAUCUGCGUCAAGAGCUUGCUGUGCAGCAGAAGCAGGAGAAGCCCAGGGCCUCGGCAGAAGCGGCGCUGGAAUCGGAGCGGAUGGAUACAGCUGUGCAAGCGACGCUAUCUGGGCCUUCCACUCCCUCGGCCCGUCGGGGGCCUGGUGUUGGAAUGAGCACCCCAGGAACAUUCCGGAGAGGCUUUGAGGACGGCUACAGCGCAACGCCCCUGACACCAGCAGCGCGGAUAUCGGCACUCAACAUCGUGGGGGACCUGCUCCGCAAAGUUGGGGCGCUGGAAUCCAAGCUGGCCUCCUGUCGAAACUUUGUGUAUAGCCAGGCUCCGUACCGAACCACACCAGUCUGCCUGGGCGUAGAAGCCUUUGAGCGGCAGCUGAGAAGCCCCUACGCUCCCCAAGGGAUGGCCAAGCGACUGGAUCUGGGGCCGCCGCGACCAUCACACCUCGCCGGACCGGGAGGCCUUCCUCCCCAAGGGGUCGUCCAGAUGCUCCUCUGAGGGACGGCGAGGCCAAGGCGUUCUCCGUCGUACAGAGGCCUGCUCCUCUGUCAGUUUCUAACGGGACACCAACGCCCAGUCCUGGCCCACUCACCUGUGG
Messenger RNA from Elgaria multicarinata webbii, 1346 nucleotides. RefSeq names its product nudE neurodevelopment protein 1 (gene NDE1). The coding region runs from base 221 to 1246 and encodes 341 amino acids. The transcript has 9 exons. The record is from RefSeq and is a predicted model, not a curated record. Gene Ontology annotation, biological process: establishment of mitotic spindle orientation; vesicle transport along microtubule; mitotic centrosome separation. Gene Ontology annotation, cellular component: kinetochore; centrosome; kinesin complex. NCBI's taxonomy places the organism in Eukaryota, Metazoa, Chordata, Lepidosauria, Squamata, Anguidae. Gene Ontology annotation, molecular function: microtubule binding.